This is a messenger RNA of Protopterus annectens (West African lungfish), 890 nucleotides long. Its product is annotated as oligodendrocyte transcription factor 3-like. The coding region runs from base 133 to 870 and encodes 245 amino acids. Gene Ontology annotation, molecular function: protein dimerization activity. The transcript has a single exon. The record is from RefSeq and is a predicted model, not a curated record. Lineage: Eukaryota; Metazoa; Chordata; Ceratodontiformes; Protopteridae.
UAAACUUGAAAAGUAGGAACAGAAAGAAACAAUAGUACCAAUUUUCUGGCUAACGGGGAAAAUAUUAUUGUACUUGUCAAAGUUCACCAUUCUGUUAACUUUAUAGCAUACAGAAGCUUUAUUGUGCAAAACAUGGACUCAGACACAAGCUCUCUGUCAAGCAGAGCAUCGUCUCCUGAGCUGGGAGAGGAAUCUUCAGAUUUUCUGUCCAAUAACAUGUUUGAUGAUUUCUGCAAGCGUUCCAAAAACCACAAAGAGGAGCCUUAUGUGAGGUCAGCAAAAGGAGAAGGGAAAACCAAAGCCAGGAGAGAGCUCUCAGAUGAUGAUGUCCAUGAACUGAGGUUAAAGGUAAACAGCCGAGAGCGCAGGCGCAUGCAUGACCUGAACCAAGCCAUGGAUGGACUUCGGGAAGUCAUGCCUUAUUCACAUGGUCCUUCGGUAAGAAAGCUUUCUAAGAUGGCCACACUGAUGCUAGCGAGAAAUUACAUUCUCAUGCUUACAGGCUCACUAGAAGAGAUGAAGAAACUGGUUAGUGACAUCUAUGGGAGGCACCAUAACCAACCAGCAAGGUGCAGUCCAGCUCUGCCUUCUAUGCCAGCAACUGGCAUCCACAGUUUGGUGCAGUCCCUGUCUCCUGUCAUUGGCACACCCUCCGUCAUGCCAUCUACAGAUGCAGUUACCACCCUACCAGUUGGAUAUCUUCAUCUUCAGCAUUGUUCUCAGGACAUUCCGCGAGUACCUGCUAUGCAGCUGAGUGCCCCUUAUAGACAUUUACCAGGGAUGCCCUGUCCGUGUGCACUGUGCCAUACCACACUGCCACACCUGCCAGGCUCAGCCACCAGAUUGUCAAAUCUUACAACUGGCAAAUAAGGUAAUUUGUGCACCAGUAC